Fusarium graminearum PH-1 is the source of this 1290-nucleotide messenger RNA. Its product is annotated as CDP-diacylglycerol-serine O-phosphatidyltransferase. Gene Ontology annotation, biological process: phospholipid biosynthetic process. Gene Ontology annotation, molecular function: phosphotransferase activity, for other substituted phosphate groups. Gene Ontology annotation, cellular component: membrane. The record is from RefSeq and is a predicted model, not a curated record. Lineage: Eukaryota; Fungi; Ascomycota; Sordariomycetes; Hypocreales; Nectriaceae. The transcript has 4 exons. The coding region runs from base 273 to 1004 and encodes 243 amino acids.
GCCAAUCCUCAACGUCAACCACUUCUGGGAAAACCUGCUCUUGUUUUUUUCCCUUCCACAACUUCUCGACAUCUUUAAAUUUGGCAUACUUUGAGCUUACACAGCAUCAUUCAACCCAGUAAAGCUACUUCUCUACCACUACGAAGUUUCUAUCUGUUGGGAGACACCGCUUGAUUCCGACUUGAAGCUACUUGCGACUGCGAUACCCCUCCCCGAACUCAACUACCUGUACCGCUUCAGCUCUACCGAACCUCGUCGUAACUCCCCUCAAGAUGUCUAGAAGGAGUAACACCGUGUCAGGCUCUAACGGCAACACCAAGGAUGUCAUGUCAUCUAACAGCCCAGCCAUCGACAAGCAAAAGACUCUUCUUUCUGCUGAUGUUGGACACUUUUCUCUGGUGCGCGCCAUGCACCUUGCCGACUUGAUCACCCUUAUGAACGGCGCAUGCGGUGUCAUGUCCAUCUUCUCCUCGCUACGAUACGCGCUCGGCGAUCCCAAGGAUUUUGAUAACAUGUGGCUUGCUCUAUUCUUCCUGCCUUUCGGUCUUUUCUUCGACUUCCUUGAUGGCAAGGUUGCUCGAUGGAGGAAGAAGAGCAGUCUUAUGGGUCAAGAGCUGGAUUCCCUCGCUGACUUGAUUUCAUUUGGUGUUGCUCCCGCUAUGGUCGCCUUCACUCUUGGCUUCCGCUCCCUCGCCGAUACCGCUGGUCUUACCUUCUUCGUUCUGUGCGGCCUCACUCGCCUUGCUCGUUUCAACGUCACUGUCGCCGUCUUGCCCAAGGAUGAGACUGGCAAGAGCAAGUACUUUGAGGGAACACCCAUCCCCACUUCGCUCGGUAUGGAUGCCGUCAUGGCCUACUGGCUCUCUCAGCGCUGGGUCCACGACAACCUCCCCUUCGGUGUCUGGUUCCAGGGCUCUGCUCUCGAGUUUCACCCUGCCGUCCUCCUGUUCAUGAUUCACGGUUGCCUCAUGACCAGCAAGACUAUCCGCAUUCCCAAGCCCUAGAGGGCUUACUCAAAAGACCAUUUAACAUUGUAUAAUGGCGUGGCAUAGCCACAUUCCAACUUGGGCGGAGUACCGGAAAUAUGACUCUGAUACGGCGAUGUGCUUUGCUAUUUUGGAGGUGUGUUGGGUUUGGGCUGAAGGGGCAACUUUAAGUCAAAAAAGAAAACAAGCGAUGUGAAUUGGUUUCAGAGCACACGGGCGAGGACAUGUUCUUGUUUUGCUUGAUGGUCUUGGUAGGGGAAUGGUUCACGUAGUUCAUUGAUACGAUGGUAGUUCAUGAUACCCA